AUGAAUUUGCUUCCCAAAAGCACGGCGGACUUUGGUUCCACAGACUAUUGGAACAGUUUUUUCCGUAAGCGAGGCAAGCAGGCGUUUGAGUGGUAUGGCGAAUAUCCGGAACUUUGUGGUCAGCUUCACAAGUACAUCAAACCGAAGGACGAAAUUCUUGUCGUCGGUUGCGGUAACUCCAAGCUGAGUGUGGAUCUGUACGAUGUUGGCUUCAAGAAAAUAUCCAACAUCGACAUUUCGCCCGUAGUCAUCAAACAGAUGCAGGAUGCAAACCGUGCUCAACGUCCAGAAAUGACCUGGUGCCAAAUGGAUGCAACCGCCAUGACGUUCCCAAGCGAAUCCUUCUCAGUCGUGCUGGACAAGGGUACCCUCGACGCUUUGUUCACAGAUGAAUCGCCCGCCGUACUCGGUACGGUGCGUAAAUACUUUGACGAAAUAGGUCGCGUGCUCCGUUCCGGUGGACGGUACGUGUGCAUUUCCCUGCUGCAGGAGCACAUCCUACGCGAGGUGGUAGAGCACUUCCCCACGAACCACUUCAUGCUUCGAAUUGUGCGCUGUCCUGAUGCAGGAAGCGCCCGUCAAACGGAAGACUCGGACGGCUCAUCGCUCGUUGUGUUCGCGAUCGUGGCAACAAAAUUCAAGGCGCUUCCCAUGCGCGUUCUCGAGCUCUGUAUGGCCGGUGAGCAGAUGGAGCGUGUGCAACGCCCGGAAGAGCUUGUCGCAGCCAUCGCUGCCGCCCAAAAGGCGGCCAUGGUUUGCAACGGGUUGGCACGGGGCAGCAUUGCCGGAAUGGCGGAAGUUUCGAUCGAUCUGUUCCAUCCAAGCGACAAACAGCAGCCACGCUACACCAUCCACGUGCUGGAUCAGGCACCCAAGCGCGGAAGCGGAAAGUAUGCCGCUUUCAUUGUGCCACAGGGUCGUGAGACUGAGUGGCUCUUUGCGACUCCACCCGGUCGGCGGAAGCUACAGGCGUCGGCUAACUUCGAUCGGCUUGCCAUCGUAACGCUGCAUCGCGGGCACGUGUACAGCGAUCUGGAAGCAGUGAAGGAAGAGCUUGCGGAAAGCGUUAAAUCACUCGCACCGAGCGGGCUACAGGGUGCAACAAUUCCGUACCUUUCCAUCGGUGCCGAGGUUGGCCGACGAGAAACCAUUCACACCGGCCGCAGCGAGCUGUCCGGAGAGUACGUCGUGGAGGAGAUCGCAGGGGAUAACGGACGCACCUUCCGGCGACUCAUAUUCCUGACGAACCAAUCGGUUGUCCAAUCGGAAGCGGCACUCAAAAUGGCACGCGUCCGAGGCAGUCGAGCGGCACAGAAGGUGAUCGAUCCGGGAUAUCUUGCCUGUCAGCAUCAUCUCUAUAUGACCGUUGGAGUUCAGCUGGCAGCAAGCUUAGAUCCUCCGCGGAAUGAUGGUAAACCUUCAACCUGUUGCUCCGUCGCCGUUGUGGGUCUUGGUGGCGGUGGGCUCUGUACGUUUAUCCGCGAGUGCCUCAAAAAGACCACGAUUACGGCGAUCGAGAUCGAUCCGGAAAUCGAACAGAUCGCCGUGAAGUACUUCGGCCUAACACUCGACAACCGACUUCGGGUGAUCAUAAACGAUGGUGUUCGCUUCCUAGCUGAGGAGGCAGCUCGCGGGUCACACUAUAGCGCUCUUUUGCUGGACGUAGACAGCAAAGACCCAACCGUCGGCAUGAGCUGUCCACCGGCAGUUUUCGUCGAACGUGCUGCUCUCGACGACGCUCGGAAGCUUGUUGGCGAUACGGGGCUUUUCGUACUCAAUCUAGUCUGUCGUAACGAUAGCCUACGCGAAUCGACAGUUCAAUCGUUAAGGCAAACGUUUAAGUACGUUUUGUCAUACCAACUCGAGGAGGACGUCAAUGAAAUCUUCUACUGUACCGAUAACGAGCGGUUGAAGGACGCGACCAACUGGCAGACGCUACUGCGAACGGCGGCAGAUGACGUUAACACGCUGGCCAAAAAGGAAAAACUUACCCAUGAGCGGGAGCUGGUAGAUUUAAGUGACUUUAUCACUGCCCUCAAAAUAUAA
Molecule: messenger RNA, 2046 nt
Organism: Anopheles nili
Lineage: Eukaryota; Metazoa; Arthropoda; Insecta; Diptera; Culicidae
Product: eEF1A lysine and N-terminal methyltransferase homolog
Exons: 2
Coding region: 1-2046 (681 amino acids)
Molecular function (GO): S-adenosylmethionine-dependent methyltransferase activity
Source: RefSeq, a predicted model, not a curated record